CUGAAAAAAAAAGUAAACAAACAACGCAAUUUCGCAAAUUUUGUUGAAUUUUAGCUCGAAUCCACGAAUAUAAUUUAGCUUUUUCACCAAUUAAAUCAUCAAAAAUCCCAUCAGAAUCAUGGACAAUCAGAAGAAAGAAUACAAUCGAUUAAAACAUAACAUGGAAAAUUGGCGUGAGCUCAUUUUACUCCUCAAUUCGUUCCUGAAAUGGGAACAAAAGUACUAUGCGGGCGUCGUUGCGGGUGUCAUUUCCUUCGUUUUUCUCCUCAUUUGGUACUUGGACUUGUCCUUUGUCACUUGCGUCGGAUUAGCGGGACUCGUUGUGACGCUCUUCGACUACUUUUAUCCCAAAAUCUCGAAAAUGCUCUUCAAAUCCGAAAAUUGGCGUGGCACCCAAGAGAAACAAUUCGAGGAAGUCGUUCAGGAUAUUUUCAAUGCAAAAAAUCGCGUUUCAGCACUUUAUCACUUUGUCUUUGACGCAAAGUCAGAAAAGUCGACAUUGUUCAUUCUCGCUUCGAGCACCGUUUGCGUAAUUCUCGCAUGGAUCGGAUCCACGAUGAACAAUUUGCUGCUUUUGUACUUGGUUUCACUCGUAAGCGCCUUGUAUCCCGGACUUUUGCAUAAUGGCUACUUGAAAUGCGUCACAGGUCUCAUUGAAGGUCGUUUCAACUGCAAACUCGGAGGAGGAGGCGACGUGAAAAAGGAAAAUUAAAUUUUAUUUCUGCAAGAAAUCUCAUUUUUUUUAAUGCUUGUGGAAAAUUUCCGUACUUAAAAGACAUCUCAAUGUUAAAAGCAUGAAUUCAUAGUUUCUGGCGCGCAAAAAAAUAAUUUAUGUUAGUUUUAGCAAGUAAUUAAUUUUAAACAGAACACUGUGACAAACAUACCAAAAAAAGGCACAAAAAUAAUUUUAGAAGCAGGUUUCGAUGCCUGAGAGAUUUUUUCUUUGAUCGACAUAAGUUUCUCAUUAAAUGUAGAAGUAGAAGUAUUAUUACUCGUAAAUAUUUAAGCAAAGCAACAAACGUAUCAUCAAUGGAUGUAAAAACAAAAAAAAAAUACAAAUAGUCAGUAAAAAUGAUGUAAACGUAUAAUUUAUGCAGUAUCUGAAUAAUAUAUAUCUACCCUUA
Culicoides brevitarsis is the source of this 1124-nucleotide messenger RNA. Its product is annotated as ADP-ribosylation factor-like protein 6-interacting protein 1. The coding region runs from base 119 to 712 and encodes 197 amino acids. Gene Ontology annotation, cellular component: membrane. The transcript has 3 exons. Lineage: Eukaryota; Metazoa; Arthropoda; Insecta; Diptera; Ceratopogonidae. The record is from RefSeq and is a predicted model, not a curated record.